Messenger RNA from Rattus rattus (black rat), 3118 nucleotides. It is a transcript of the gene Nyap1, whose product is annotated as neuronal tyrosine phosphorylated phosphoinositide-3-kinase adaptor 1. NCBI's taxonomy places the organism in Eukaryota, Metazoa, Chordata, Mammalia, Rodentia, Muridae. The transcript has 7 exons. Gene Ontology annotation, biological process: phosphatidylinositol 3-kinase/protein kinase B signal transduction; neuron projection morphogenesis. Bases 540 to 3050 code for a protein of 836 amino acids. The record is from RefSeq and is a predicted model, not a curated record.
GCACGGGGUUCGCGGGUGGGUGCGACCUCCAGGCUCCCGCUGGGGGGCGCCGCUGAGCACCCCGCUCCGCUCUGCUUAGGGAUUGGGAGACCCAACCCAGCACAGCACGGCUGAGUAGGGGGCGCGGGUUGGCGAGGACCAGACGCCCGAAGGCUGGGGAGCGGGACUCCCACACCCCAAGACCUUCCUCUCAAGAUCCCCUGUACGCUCCGCAGUCCCUGCAUCCUCCACCCCAACCUCCUGGUGCAGCGCCGCACCGCCGUUCCCGCUCUGUCCUUGGAGGGUGUGGAAGGGUGGGUUUGGGGCCGGGGGCGGGUCUGGGGGCGGACCCGGAGGCGGGGCUGUCUCUGCGGCAGGGCCCAGUUCAGCUCCCCCGGUCUCUCUCUGUCUCUCCUCCUCCCUCCUCCUGCUCCGGGCGGAGCCCGGCAUGGGGGGGCCGGCGCCCGGCAGGCCAGUGGAUCCGGGACCCAGGGAGGGCCGCCCCCCGGGCCUGGUGGCAUUAAGCAGGGCCCCUCAGCCCCCACCUCUUGCCCCACGACAUGAACCUUCUCUACCGAAAAACCAAGCUGGAGUGGAGACAGCACAAAGAAGAGGAGGCCAAAAGGAGCUCCAGUAAGGAAGCAGCCCCCACAGGCCCGGUGGGGUCUGGGGCUGUCCCAGGGCCUGGGGUUCGAGUGCGGGACAUUGCCUCGCUUCGACGGUCUCUCAGGAUGGGUUUCAUGACAAUGCCCGCGUCCCAGGAACACACCCCUCACCCCUGCCGAAGCGCCAUGGCCCCACGCUCGCUCUCCUGCCACUCGGUGGGCAGCAUGGACAGUGUGGGUGGUGGGCCUGGAGGAGGUGGAGGAGGGCUCCUGGAGGACAGUAGCACCCGGAGACCCCCAGCUAAGCCACGGAGACACCCCAGCACCAAGCUCAGUAUGGCAGGAUCAGGGGCAGAGACACCGCCUAGUAAGAAAGCAGGCUCCCAGAAGCCAACCCCUGAGUGCCGUGAGUCCAGCCGGAAGGUUCCUCCACAGAAACCCAGGCGAAGCCCCAAUACCCAGCUGUCUGUGUCCUUCGAUGAGUCUUGUGCCCCAGCCCCAUCUCCUCGAGGGGGGAACCUGCCCUUGCAACGCCUCAGUAGGGCUUCUCGAAUAGCUGGAGACCUGGAUGCAGGUGCCCAGGAAGAAGAGCCCGUGUACAUUGAGAUGGUAGGGGAUGUCUUUCGUGGAGGAGGACGAAGUGGAGGAGGUCUGACGGGACCUCCUCUUGGAAGUGGAGGUCCAACCCCACCAGCUGCGGCCGAUUCGGACUCUGAAGACAGUGAGGCUAUAUAUGAAGAGAUGAAGUACCCUCUGCCUGAAGAGACGGGAGAUGGCAGGGCUAACGGGCCUCCUCCAUUGACGGCACCCUCCCCUCCACAACAGCCUCAUGUCCUCCAGCCUCACCCCCACCCCCAUCGCCGUCCAGCUUCAGCCCUCCCAAGCCGGAGGGAUGGGACACCCACCAAGACCACUCCUUGUGAAAUACCCCCACCCUUUCCCAACCUCCUUCAGCAUCGGCCUCCACUUCUGGCCUUCCCUCAAGCCAAGUCUGCUUCACGAGCCCCUGGCGAUGGGGUCUCGAGGCUUCCGGUUCUUUGCCACUCCAAGGAGUCAGCCGGUUCCACCCCAGCUCCCCAAGUGCCUGCACGAGAGCGGGAGACACCUCCCCUGCCGCCUCCCCCUCCUGCUGCCAACCUGCUAUUGCUGGGACCCUCAGGCCGAGCCCGGAGCCACUCAACACCGUUGCCACCCCAGGGCUCUGGCCAGACCCGGGGAGAGCGGGAGCUCCCCAACUCUCACAGCAUGAUCUGCCCCAAGGCAGCAGGGGUACCGGCAGCCCACCCUGCCCCAGCAGCCUUGCUCCCCGGGCCCCCCAAGGACAAGGCCGUGUCAUACACCAUGGUGUAUUCUGCAGUAAAAGUAACAACACACUCGGUCCUGCCAGCUGGUCCACCCCUGGGUGUUGGAGAGCCAAAGACGGAGGAGAUCUCAGUUCUUCACGGAAUGCUGUGUGCCAGUUCGAGGCCCCCUGUCCCAGGGAAAUCCAGCCCCCACAGCGGGGCUAUGGGUUCAGCGGCCGGGGUCCUCCACCACCGCAGCUGCCUGGCCUCCCCCCACAGCCUUCCGGAUCCAACUGCAGGCCCCCUGACCCCCCUCUGGACCUACCCAGCCACAGCAGCUGGGCUCAAGAGACCCCCUGCCUAUGACAGUCUCAAGGCUGGGGGGGUGCUGAGUAAGGGCUGUGGAAUGGGGGCGCCAUCCCCCAUGGUCAAGAUCCAGCUACAAGAGCAAGGGACCGAUGGGGGCGCCUUUGCUAGCAUCUCCUGUGCCCAUGUUAUCGCCAGCGCGGGGACACCAGAAGAGGAAGAAGAGAUGGGUGCCACAUUUGGGGCAGGCUGGGCUCUGCAGAGGAAGGUCCUAUAUGGAGGACGGAAAGCGAAGGAAGUGGACACAGAAGAGGACGGUGCCCGGGCCUGGAAUGGCAGCACAGAAGGUCCAGGCAAAGUCGAGCAUGAGGACAGGGGCUCUGUGGCAUCAGGGAUUCCUGUGAGGAGCCAGGGGGCAGAGGGUCUGCUGGCCAGGAUCCACCAUGAUCGAGGAGGGAGCCGCACAGCGCUGCCAGUCCCUUGCCAGACUUUCCCAGCCUGCCACCGGAAUGGAGAUUUCACAGGAGGGUACCGCCUGGGCCGUUCUGCCUCCACCUCUGGAGUCCGUCAGGCUGCACUCCAUACCCCUCGGCCCUGCAGCCAGCCCAGGGAUGCCCUGAGCCAGACACACCCUGUGCUGCCCCUGCCCCUGCCACCCCAGCCGGCCCGGGAGCGCGAUGGCAAACUUCUAGAGGUGAUCGAGCGCAAACGCUGCGUGUGCAAGGAGAUCAAGGCACGCCACCGUCCCGACCGGGGGCUCUGCAAGCAAGAGAGCAUGCCUAUCCUCCCCAGCUGGCGGCGGGGCCCUGAACCCCGCAAGUCUGGUACCCCGCCCUGCCGGCGGCAGCACACGGUCCUCUGGGACACUGCCAUCUGAGGAAUACAGGGGCGGCUGGGACGCCUGGAUUGGGAGGGGAGGGGCCUACCCAGGUCUACUUGAGACUG